This is a messenger RNA of Syngnathus typhle (broad-nosed pipefish), 3705 nucleotides long. RefSeq names its product CTS telomere maintenance complex component 1 (gene ctc1). Bases 90 to 3623 code for a protein of 1177 amino acids. Lineage: Eukaryota; Metazoa; Chordata; Actinopteri; Syngnathiformes; Syngnathidae. Gene Ontology annotation, cellular component: CST complex. Gene Ontology annotation, biological process: telomere maintenance via telomere lengthening; positive regulation of DNA replication. Gene Ontology annotation, molecular function: single-stranded DNA binding; telomeric repeat DNA binding. The record is from RefSeq and is a predicted model, not a curated record. The transcript is spliced from 24 exons.
CGUUCGUGCCGUAGAAAUCCCGGAAGCGCAGUGUUUACCGCGGGAUACUUACAGCUCAUUUUAUUUUUAAAAAUAUAAAUGUACAUUCUAUGGAUGACAUGGACGCAAUGCAGCUGUUCCGGGCACAAUGCAAUCCGCAGAGUGAAGCCGAGGCCAAAUGGUUAGAAGGACUAUUUCACUUCGUCAGAGAGUAUGUGUGGCCUCUAAAUUCUGGCCCCGCCCCCUGUUCUCAGACAGCUGAUGAGGGUGUUUCUCACCUGAGUGCAACUGUGCUGAAGAGGAUACGAGGGAAGAUGUCCAGCACACACACGCUGCCCAUCAGCUACAGGCUGGUGUGCGUCUCCGAGCUUCUCUCUCACCAGCGGCUGGCGUGCGUCAGUAACCUGUCUUGGAGCACCAGUCAGGAGCGUGCGUUAGCCGAGGAAGCGGCGGUGGCGCUCCCGGGUCGGCGAGCUCUUCCCCGGGCACACCUCCUGCUGAUCGGGCGCCUGACGCACGGCCGUGACGGAGAGUGGGCGUUGACAGACGCCGGCGGCAACGUUGGGUGCAUGGUUGUCUCUCCCUCACCUUUGUGGAUGGGUCGUCUGGUCUUCCUCCCCCACUGGCACUACAUCCCCCACGAUGCCCCCUUGCAAGCGCAGCCGGAAGCCCGAGGCUACGUGGAGCUGAUUGGCUCUCCUGUGCUCCUGUGUCCCGGUCCUGGGCAGGGAUUGGCCGCCGGUGCUGUCGCUGUCAAAGAAGCUGCGGCCUUAAUGCACGACCGGGUGCAAGGAUUGCGUCUGUCCAUCUUCGGUAAAGUGGCUUCCGUCUGCCCCCUGCUGGUCAUCUCAGGAACAUCUUUCUUCUUCUUCAUGCUGUCAGAUGAAACACACACACUACCUGUCCUGGUCAAGAAUAGCAGCAGGCUGUGGUGGGCACAGUGCGUGUCGGUCGGCGAGUGUGUAUGCGUGACAGCGUUGCGUGUCUGUGUCUUACGACCGUGGGGAGGGAAGAACAUCCUGUGUGCGACCGAGCACUCCGAAAUGCACAAGACGCACGAGCAGCGGUGCGCCCCAGGCGAGGAUGCGCCGUCAACCAUGCCCCUCUUGCCGCCGUCUCCCUCAUCACAAAUGUCGCAGCCCGAGGAAUGCGAGGUCCAAUCUAAUGACAGGACCAAACAGUCCAAAAUCAUCAGUUACCAGGGGACCGUCACAGAGGUGGUGAGCACGGGGGCGGGGCUUUACGUGAUGGACAGUAAGCUGGGACUGUGCCUGGCCUAUCAGCCCAAGCUGAAGAGGAAGCUGCGAGCCGGCGACGUGCUGGCGAUCCAUCACGUUCACUUCCUGUACCGGCCCUGUCCCGACUUCCCUCCCUGUAUACUUUGCACUUGCCUGCGCUCCACUGUGACGGUGACAAAGUUUAGCGCCGUCCUAGGCUCGGAUCCUGACAGAAAGUGUCCAGACGAUGGCGUGUUGCGGCGGUUGCUGGUGGAGAGGAACCUGGAUGUGUCCCGGUACAUGUGGACGUGUCACCUGUGCUCCCAGUUUCGACGGAGCCUGCUCCCGAAUGCGUCACAACAGUGCACGUGCGUGUUGUCAUGGAAAGUGAUGGAGGUCGCGUUUAGACAAGGGCAACGACACAGACGAGACAUCUACGCCGAGAUGUUGGACGAGCCUCACACGUGUCCGCUGACACAGUAUGACGGUGACUUGGUGCAGCAUCAGUAUGUCAGCCUGUCAGAGCUCCAAGCGUCGCUCCAGGAGGACUGUUGGGCUUCCUUGUGUCUCAGCUCUCUGCUGCCACCUGCUGGAGUCGGUCUGACCCGACCUCAGAUGGACGCCGCACUGGCCUGGUCAUGUAGAACUUUGACAUCGGACUCAAGGCGCAAACUGCAGCCCGAAGAGACGCUCAGACAGCGCCCCCUGCUGCUCGUGGGUGUACUGGAGCUGCCAUCAGGUGCGUCCCAACAUACGCUGCAGCUGAGAGACCGCACGGGGGCCAUCGCCUGUGUCAUCACGCAAACUACAGAGAAAGCGGCGGGAGGCCACGGCACGUCAUUCAACACGGCGUGGAUAGGUUGUCUCAUAUGUGUCCAGCAGUUCACCAUGGUAACAGAGCGAUUCAUUCAAUCAAACUUCCCCACCUACCAACACCUGGAUCAACACAAGUACAUCACAUCCAAACAGUGCAGCAUUUACCUCCAGUUCUCUGAGGACAGCAUCCACAUUUUGAGUCCAUCUGCCGCCAUGGAAAUGCAUUUGCGUAAUAAAGGGGAGGACUCAGGGGAAGAAGAGAAGGAAGAUGUGACGAGGAAGCAAAGUCAAAAGGACAAGGAUGGGGACAUAAAGUCCUCGCGCCCUUCGUCUUCAUCAUGCGUCUCGGUGGUCCUCCAGGUGGAGCAGAAGAAUGGCGUGAUAUGGCGGGAGAAUAAGGAGGCGUCUUUCUCCGUCACAGCGACUGUGAUUGGGCCCGUGGCGGCCUGGGGGCGGGACCCCAAAAACCGACCAAUGAAAGCCUUUGAGACAGGAAAUGAGAAAAAGGUGACCGUGUUGUGUUCAGGCGCGUCUGCUCGCUGGUUUCCUCUCCUGCAGCCGGGACGCUUCUACAGACUGGUCGCGACCGGCACCCACGACGUCACCGUUCUGGCGGGCAAUGCCACACUGCUGCUCCAAUCCGGGUGGAAGUUUCACACGUUGACACGGCCCCUCCUUGUACCCACCUGCCAAAGGAGCGUCUGUCCUGCGACAUCUACCGUGUCGCAAGUGUUGGAUGGCUGUGCAGAUGUAGUGUCUUUUCAGGGUUUUGUCUCCGACAGGAUCAAUCUGAAUGACAGUACAAGGGAUACUGGACAAUCUAAUGUUGGUGCACGUCUCACCGUGUGUGACCAAAGUGGAAGGAGCAUCCAUGUCUUCCUGAACUUGAACCAUAACGCGUACCCGCCCGGGAUGUUGCCAGGCAACACGCUGUUGCUGUCUGCGUUCCGCAGGAGGAUAUCUAGGUCAGGGCAUGUAUAUUGCAGUAACAUACCAGUCAGCUGGGUGGCAGUGCUGCGGGUUCGAGACGAGAGCAGGUGGGAGGACCGACCACCGCCUCCCAUCAUGCACCUGGCCCUGUGGACGCAGCAGAGCCGCACUGUGGGCCGGGUCAAAGGCCAUGUGGUGUGUUUCCUCUUUAUGCAGCUGCAGUGGAACUGCUUCGAGUGUGGCAGUGUGUACAAGCAGUCUGGUUGCAGUGGUCAGUGUCCCUCAACAUCAGCUGUCUUUGACUGCACCGCCAAGUUGGUCAUGGAGGACGGCACAGGCGAAGCUCACGUGCACUUCACAGGGGCGCUCGUUCGCCAGGUGCUCGGGCUCAACCAUCUCCAGUGGGAGGGACUUCAAAAAGCGGUGAAGGCCAGAGGACACAUCCAAGUGUACCCCCGUGGGAGGAGUGAGGCGUGUGAUGACGGGCUGCUUGACUUCCUGUUGUUGUGUGCUGCUGCCGUCAAAUCGUUGUUUCUGACCUGCAGGAUAGAAAACCAGGCCAAAGAAGUGGUUUGUUUCAGAGGUCAAAAGUUUGAGAAGUACCAAAAGCAACUUCCUGACAAAGAUGGCACCGCCCCUCAAGCUCACCUGUCUGCAAAUACACUGAAUGAACAACACUAACAUGUAUGGUCGAUCACCAUGGCAACAAUGGACAUAACGGAAACUCAUGUUUGCAAAUGUAAAAUAAAGUGAAGUAAAACAC